UAACCAGACCAUGGCGUCCUUGAGUAAGCGACCUCUUCCUUCGAGCCGUUUCCUUUAAACUCCGUUUUCUUGCCGGGCGCUGUUCCCUAGCUUCCCAUGGCGGCUUCUUGCUUCCGGAGUCAUAUCAGCCGCAUUCCAAGGCGGGCUUUGUCCCAUCUCCGAUUGCCUGGACGGAACGCGUGGACAAGUUACAAUAGACUACCGUUGCCGCCAUGUGAAGCAUAUCCUUGUUCUUUGUUCUCUCGUAUAUAUACUGUUGCUACGAUAUGAGUUUCGUAUAAUAAACUCCUUAACCCUUGGCGGAAUCAAAACAAACCACUUCACUAUUAUCGGAAACAACGGCCAUGCGCCCAUCCCAACAUGCUACUUGCUAACAUGCCGUCCUUUCUCCCAAUAGUCAACAAGGCUCGCAAGCCCAAGUUUGAGCUUCAUCUUACGAUAUAUGACCUAAACAACGUACCGCUCGUCAGCGGCACCUCAUUGAUCAAAUGGCACCUCCCACAUUCCAUGCACGGCGAACACCGCGGCCGGACUCCCAAAUGCCCAAUCGACAGCAUCAGCCAUCGUGCCUCCUAUGGUUACUCCAAGGUCGUGCCACUGCGAAUCACAAUCGACCGCAAUAAUAAUUUGACCGAAUGUCCGAUCGAAUUCGAAGUCACUCAGGAAUUCCCUAUAGUGCCCGGCGGCCGGGACGAGAAGAUGACACUGGGUAUCGUCAAGCUAAACCUCAGUGAAUAUGUGGAAGAGAGUGAAAACUUCUCCCGGAGGAGUAUAGGUGGCAGGGUUGGACUUAGCUUGGACUAUGCAAGAGAAAAGAUAGUAGGGGGCCGAAGAUUGAGCACUGCAAGUCAGCACAUGCCAGGAAAUAUUAGUCCGACAAAUACAACCUCAAGGGGCUUCUCGGAGCAGGCUACGUCAGAGGAGGAAGUCGCGGAAGAAGGAAUUGUCCGGAGAUACUUGAUGCAGGAGAGCAAAAUCAACAGCACACUCAAGAUCGGCAUCCUCAUGAUACAGAUUGACGGCGAACGAAACUACGUUGCGCCUCCGUUGAAGACAGCGCCUAUGUUUGGUGGCAUCGCCGGUAUAAUGGCUGGAGACACCGUCGAGCCUGUGGACGACGCAGCGCUGGGUAUGGGCGCUGUCCCGAAUGUAACGAGCGCCACCAAAUCAAGAGACGCGAGCGAGUUGCAGGAUAUGUACCGCCGCGCACUAGCAGCAAGCUGGUCUUGUCAACCCGGGGAACUACCAGCAGAUGAGUGCAUCGAGGACAUCUUCGCUGGGGGCGAUGGGUGGAAAGGACCACGCAGAGGGGACAAGGCCGAUCGCGGCCGAGAGGGAGAUCACAGGGACGCGAGCACCGCCAGCAGUAACAGCGGGGAUGAAGCAGCAGGUGGUACGUUACGGCCAAACGAUAGUAAGCAUAUGCGAGCGCAUAUGCACAGGCGACAACGUAGCGCCGCGAGCGGGAAGAGCAACUUAACGGUUACGGGGCGGAAUGGGGCAACGCGCGAUCCUUGGAGCAAUGGGAACGGAGAACAUAGUCGGCAUAAGGGGCAUACGAGGCAGCACAGUCGAGAGGAUAGUCUGGUGCCACCACAGAGCGGCUUUGAGCACGCGAGUGGGAUGCGGAGUCGCAGCGAGAGUCUGGCUAGUUUGGCACCUACGCUGGGGAGUCUUACAGAUAGGGAUAUGGGGAGAGGGAGGGAGGGGUUCAUGAGGCCCAGGGAGGUGGAUGAGUUUGAGGUUAGGGAGGAUCUUGUGUCUUGGGCUUUGCCUGGGACUAUGGCGUAGUAAUACCUGUCUAGAUAGACAAAUGCAAAUACAUACUUCAG
Molecule: messenger RNA, 1832 nt
Organism: Pseudomassariella vexata
Lineage: Eukaryota; Fungi; Ascomycota; Sordariomycetes; Amphisphaeriales; Pseudomassariaceae
Product: N-terminal C2 in EEIG1 and EHBP1 proteins-domain-containing protein
Exons: 1
Coding region: 361-1791 (476 amino acids)
Source: RefSeq, a predicted model, not a curated record